Molecule: messenger RNA, 2382 nt
Organism: Rhododendron vialii
Lineage: Eukaryota; Viridiplantae; Streptophyta; Magnoliopsida; Ericales; Ericaceae
Exons: 3
Coding region: 1-2382 (793 amino acids)
Source: RefSeq, a predicted model, not a curated record
AUGAGAAAUCCCUUAAACUGGGACUUUUGCACACUUUUACUAAGCCAAGAAAAUUGUGAGAUUCUGUAUAACUUUGUGAAUCUUUUGAACGUAAGUUUAGUGCUUCCUUCUUGUAUUUUUGGAUAUGGUUGUGCUCUUUUGGAUAUUGUUCUGCUCUCAUUUUAUACCUUGUUUUUGAGUGACACAAUUGCAUUAUUAGCUGCUUAUGUAGUAAUUUUAGAAAACAAUCUUGACUUCAGGUGUACUUUGGAAAUUCAUGUUGGUGGUAAACUUGUGAGGGGGGCCCAGGUUGAAUACUUGGGUGGGUUUGUUGCACAAAGUAAGGUAGAUCCAGACUUCUUCUCAUUUUAUGACUUCAUGUCUGUAAUUAAGGAGACAGGAUAUUCACAAGCAGAUAACAUUAGUGUGUUUUAUAGACUUCCCAACACUGACAUGAACAAUGGCUUAGUUGCAUUGACUUCUCAUGAUGAAAUGCUUAACAUGUUUGCAACACAUUCUCCUGGUAUGAAGUAUUUCUCUAUUGAUAUGUAUGUUGAUUGUCCUAAUGUGGUUGAUUCAGAGGAUGAGGAGGUGAUAGGUAGAGACACAAACACUGUAGACCAAGGUUGCUUAACCGAGUUGGGAUCUGACUUACAAGUAGAGGAAGGACAGGGAGGUGUUGACUUAGGAGUAGAGGAAGGACAUGAAAUUGUUGACUUAGACGUUGAAGGUGUAGUCCAAGGUGUGGAUGCAAAUGAAACUGAUCAUAUGGAGUUCCAAAUGGAUGAUGAUAGCUCAGACAUUGAGUGGAUGCCUUAUGAUGAUAGCUCAACUUCCACUGGGUCUUUUAGUGGGGUAGAAGAGUCUUCUGAUGAGGAGGAAGAGGACAACAUUCCCUUGGUAGGUUUAGGUAAAAACUUGGGUCAAAACAUAGGUGAUGAAGAAGAGGACUUUAGUUCUGAUAGUGAUGAUAACAAUUUAGUUGAUGAUGUGACUGAUGAGGAUGGGAAACCUAUUUUUCCAGAGUUCAAAGAGCAUUAUAUGAAGAAGCCUGAAUUAAUAGAAGGGAUGAAGUUCCCUAAUGUGCAAGUGUUUAGGAAACUAUUGAGAGAAUAUCAUAUAAAGGAGGGGUAUACGUUUAAAUUUUUGAAGAAUGAGUCUAAGAGGGUCACUGUGAAGUGUACACAUGAUUGUGGCUUUAGACUUCAUGCCUCUCCCAUGUACGAAGAGAGAUCCUUUCAAAUAAAAAAGAUAAAUCAACAACAUUCAUGUACUAGGAAGUACACUAAUAAUAAUGCAACUUCGUCUUGGCUUUCUGAAAAGUACUUGGCCAAAGUUAGUGAUGCCCCAGAGACUAAGAUCAGUUCAAUGAAGAAAACAGUUAGGAGGGAAUGGUUGUUAAAUGUUUCUGAGAACAAGAUCUAUAGGGCAAAGAGAAAGGCCCUUGAACUGAUUCAAGGAGAUCAUAGAGUUCAGUAUGUGAGGUUGUGGGACUACUGUGAAAUGGUAAGAAUACAGAAUCCACAUAGUACUGCUAAGUUGAAGGUGGAUAGGCCCUUGCCAGAUGAAGGACCAGUGUUUAAAAGGAUGUUUAUAAGCUAUGCUGCCCAACUGAGGGGAUUUUUAGCAGGUUGUAGGCCGAUAAUUGGGUUAGAUGCUUGUUUUUUGAAAGGGCCAUUUGGUGGUCAGUUGAUGCAUGCAACUGCGAAAGAUGCCAACAAUCAGAUGUUUCCUUUGGCAUUUGCUGUUGUGGAGGCUGAAACAAAAGAGAGUUGGACUUGGUUCUUGGAAAGUCUGAUGGACAUGAUAGGCAAUCCAGAGGAAAGGGGUUGCUGCUUCAUAUCCGACAGGCAGAAGGGAUUGACACAAACGUUUGCACAGUUGUACCCUAAUGUGGAACAUAGAUACUGUAUUAGGCACAUGUACUCUAAUUUCAGUAAAGUGUACAAGGGUAAGGAGUGGAAAGACCUCAUGUGGAGGGCUGCAUCAGUGUACACAAUUCAUGAAUUUCAUCAAGCUAUGGAGGCCAUUAAAUCAAUUGAUGAGAAUGCAUAUGAGUAUUUAAUGAGUGAACAACCCUCAACAUGGGCUAGGUGCAUGUAUGGAACAAGGUCUAAAUGCAAUAGAAUGGACAAUAACACAAGUGAAGCAUUCAAUAGAGCAAUAAAAGAUGCAAGGGACCAACCAAUUUUGACCAUGGCUGAAAGUAUUAGAAGGUACCUAAUGACAAGGUUGCAAACAAGAAAUCGAUUGUGCCAAGGCUGGAAGGGUAAUGUAUGUCCAAGAAUUAGAAGAAGGGUUGAGAAAGCAUGCAAGUUAAUGGGGGAGUGUGAGGUGAUUUACAGUGGUGGCAGAAUAUUUGAAGUACUUACUGUACUUAGGACCCAUGUUGUGGACAUAUGA